GGAGGCCGCCCUGGCCUCGGCCGGGAGGGGGCGAGGGAGCGCCGCCCUUGGAGACCCGGCCCCGCCCGGUAUUGCGCCCUGCAGAAUCACAUCACCUCCUCCCUGCGAGGGUGCCAGCGUGUGGCCGGGUGGCACGCCACAGUGUGAUGGCACGCCAGCCGGAUGCGCCCCUCUUGAGGAUCUUCAGUGGCCGUGGGGCAGAGCCCCCUUUGUCUGGGGCUGAUUCUGAGGAAGCGGAAGAGGAAAGUGUGAAGGAGCGAGGGGCACCUCACUGGCCCGUGAACGACUCAGGGAGAGUUGAAUCACAGCUGAAGAAACCAGCACUGUCAGAAAGUGAAAAGAAGAAUCCUGGCAAACUCAAAAAAGGGGGAAGGAAGGGAAAGAAAAAGAAAACAAAAAGCCGCACACCAUGUGAAGAAGACUUCAAGAACUUCUGCAUUCACGGCGAAUGCAAAUUUAUUGAACAUCUCCAGAUACCCACCUGCAAAUGCCAUCCAAACUACUACGGUGAGCGUUGUGUUGAACAGUUCUUAAAGUCACACAAAAGCCACGAGGCAGCCAGCCAGUCGGCUACCAUCUUCGUGGUGGUAGCAGUUGUCUUCUCCGUCUUCAGUUUUGCUGUCAUCAUAAUCCUGGUCAUAAUGAAGGUAAGAAAAAAAUAUGUCAAAUGUGAAGAGAAAGAAGAAAAGAAAAAGCUCCGCCAAGAAAAUGGAAGUUCCAACAAUGAACGUGAUGAAGUUGAUGAGCCUGUUGAUGAAGACCAUGAGGCUCCAUAGAUACAUGUCUGAGAAAGUGAAACGAAGGACCUGGAGCUCAGUGACAAGUCGCCAUCUUGACUGAUCAACAUGGGGAAUGCCCCAGAGGGCAACAGAACGUUCCUUUUGGGUCUUGGCAAUUGCUGAUGCUUCACAUGCAGGAAUUUACGUGCCAUAUUGAUAAACAAUGGAGAACUGCCCACCUUAUUGAGUAGUAGAAGAUUAUCAUACAACUGUUACUGUCAAGACUUCACUUUUGGUUCUGUUGUUGUUGCCCGGGAAUUAUGUAAUAGUUUACGGAGAAGGUACUGUGCGAAGGGGGGAGGGUCAGAAAGUUUAGAAUAUUGUUUUAACUGCCAUGUCUACAAAGAGAAAUGCUUUACUGACUUCCACACCCCUUCCCCCAAGGGUGAAUGAUACAACCAGCAAGAGAAACAGUACAUGAAUAAAAACCAUACUAAUGCAUCAGUGACUCCACUUGGGACAGAUGGCACAGGACAGAACACUCUGCCACACUGGCACCUCAUCAAACAGUACUUCAUGAGUUUUAUUAGGAAAAGAGUUGCCAUAAAUUGCUGGGUGACCAAUUAUGCUGCCCUAUUACUUCCCUCUGUUUCCUGGAUCCUAUUUCCUACUUCAGGCUCAAGCCAACUACCUUCUAGGCAAACCAAGUGAGAUCAGUCCCUACUGAGGCCCAGCUGGGAUGAAUGGAGUCUGUCCAGGAACAGUUGUUUGGUCAAAGGUGCCCACUUAUGAAGAAAGUUACCCAGCCUUAACUAUAGAAGGCUGUUACAGCUUUCUUAGUAGAAUAACUGUGGAAGUAUAGAUACUGGAUUGGCAUGGUUCUACGAUAGUGGGAGCAGAACUAGCUAAUAGUAUGCAGAUCAGCAACCCAAACGAAUGUAUUAUCUACUUCCAGGAUAGAGGUCUCUUAUGUAAUCGAGUUUGUAUAAAAUUAUUCUUGACAACAAAACAAAACUUUACAACGAGGUUUUUAUGCUAUUUUGGUGUAAAUAUGUAAGUAAAGAGAGGGCUUUGGCUGUAAAUAAUAUAUUCUUUUUAUUAUGUUUUGCAUACCUUGGAAAUGAUGUAUUUAUUUUACAAUUAAACUUUUUUUACAG
Sphaerodactylus townsendi is the source of this 1876-nucleotide messenger RNA. It is a transcript of the gene AREG, whose product is annotated as amphiregulin. Gene Ontology annotation, biological process: epidermal growth factor receptor signaling pathway; positive regulation of mitotic nuclear division; positive regulation of cell population proliferation. The record is from RefSeq and is a predicted model, not a curated record. Lineage: Eukaryota; Metazoa; Chordata; Lepidosauria; Squamata; Sphaerodactylidae. The coding region runs from base 147 to 776 and encodes 209 amino acids. The transcript is spliced from 6 exons.